Molecule: messenger RNA, 1209 nt
Organism: Cottoperca gobio
Lineage: Eukaryota; Metazoa; Chordata; Actinopteri; Perciformes; Bovichtidae
Gene: opn7b
Product: opsin 7, group member b
Exons: 5
Coding region: 1-1209 (402 amino acids)
Biological process (GO): G protein-coupled receptor signaling pathway; visual perception
Cellular component (GO): membrane
Molecular function (GO): G protein-coupled receptor activity
Source: RefSeq, a predicted model, not a curated record
AUGGGAAAUGCCUCCGAAACAUUUCUGUUCGUGUCCAAAAUAUCGAAAGACAGUGACUUUCUCAUGGGAACCAUCUACAUCAUUUUUGGUGUGCUGUCGAUUCUGGGAAAUGGGAUCCUGCUAUUUGUGGCCUAUAGAAAGAAGUCCUCCCUGAAGCCUGCAGAGUUCUUCGUGGUUAACCUGGCCAUCAGUGACCUGGGGAUGACCAUCAGCCUGUUCCCCCUGGCUAUCCCGUCAGCGUUCACUCACGUGUGGCUGUUUAAUAAGACGGUAUGUACUGGAUAUGCCUUCUGUGGCGUUUUGUUUGGCCUGUGCAGUCUGACCAACCUCACAGUGCUUUCCAGUGUCUGCUGGCUCAAAGUCUGCUGCCCAAACUAUGGUAGCAAGUUCUCGUACUGCCAUGCCUGCCUGCUGGUUGCUGGGGUCUGGUGCUACUCUGGAGUUUUUGCUGUAGGGCCCCUGUCGGGCUGGGGAGAGUACGGAGCCGAGCCUUACGGUACAGCGUGCUGCAUCAAAUGGGAUGCUCCAAGCCAAAACUCUGCGGCUAUGAGCUACAUCCUCUGCCUAUUCUUCUUCUGCUACAUUGUGCCGUGCACUAUCAUCUUCCUGUCCUACACAUUCAUCCUGGUGACCGUCCGGGGCUCCCGCCAGACUGUGCAGCAGCACAUGUCCCCGCAGAACAAGAUCACCAAUGCACAUACACUUAUCAUUAAGCUUUCAGUGGCAGUUUGCAUCGGUUUCCUGACAGCAUGGAGUCCAUAUGCCAUUGUGGCCAUGUGGGCAGCGUUUGGUAACCCAACAAAUGUACCACCCAUAGCUUUUGCUCUUGCAGCUAUUUUUGCCAAGUCCUCAACCCUUUACAACCCGAUUGUUUAUCUGGUCUUCAAGCCCAACUUCCGCAGGUCCCUGUGUCGAGAUGUGGCCCAGUGCAGAAGGACACUCUGUGGAUGUCAGCACAGCUCCGCACAGAAGGGAACUUGCAAUCAAUCCCUUCACAAAGAAGAAUGCAACGCCACAAGGUUGUCAAACGGACUACCGGAGAACCACGGGACAUGCAGACACUGUCCUUGCCCUGAAGCAGUCACUGGUACCAGAGAAAGCUUUACAGAAUACAGCCCCCAGCAGACUUGCAGGAUACUUAAAGGAUCAAAGCAUUGUGAGGUGGCUGUUAGUCAGCUGUCCAAUGAGAUACAGAGUGACUUCCUUUAG